Molecule: messenger RNA, 474 nt
Organism: Didymodactylos carnosus
Lineage: Eukaryota; Metazoa; Rotifera; Eurotatoria; Philodinida; Philodinidae
Source: the annotation of a GenBank genome assembly
AUGCGUGAUCGUUUUUCGGCUUCAAAUAUUGCUGUAUUAUCAAGUGUAUCAUCAAUAUCUCCACAAAAUAAGAAUGUCUUACACUAUGAUCUUUUAUUGCCUUUAGCAAUACAUAUUAAUUGUGACAAAAAUCAUUUAUUUAAUGAAAUACAAGUUCUUAGGCCAAUGUUAGUAAACAAAGAAUUAUCAAAUGUGUCUGAAUUAUACCAUGAAAUAAAGCCAUUACGAGAAGUAUUUCCCUAUAUGAUGUUAAUGGUUAAAGCAGCACUUACUAUUUCGGUAUUAUCUGUGACGUGUGAGCGUGUAUUCUCAAAGAUGAAGUUAAUCAAGACUCGUUUAAGAAACACUAUGGCAGAAGAACGAUUAAAUGAUCUCUGUAUUUUAUCGAUUGAACGUGAUUUUCAAGUGAAUUUUCAACAAGUUAUUGAUCAGUUCUCAGCUCAUCAUAAAAAUAGUAGAAUCAUGCUGCAUUAA